CAAAGGUACUUAAAACCCUAACCGCCGUCCUCCGUCCUCCUCUGGGUACCAACUCUAUUGCGCUGCGCACUGCCGUGCGUUUAACCCAGGCGAGGAGGAGGAGGAGAAAAUUCCCCCAGAUCCGGGCAGGUCUGUCUGCCUUUUUGGCCCUGCACAGCUACAAGCUUGGUGGAAAAGGGCAAACUGCUCCUGCUCCCAGCAGGUCCUGCUUGGCUUGGAGUCUCUGCAGAACUUGCGAGCCUGAGCUGAAGUGCCUUGCCCUGACGUGUACACAUCCCGCUUGGGCAAGUCAGUUCCACGCCUGAUCAGAGAAUCAUUCCAGCUGUACCAUGAGCCGAGUUCGGGAUGCUGGCUGUGUAGCCGCUGGGAUAGUGAUCGGGGCAAGUGCCUGGUACUGUGUCUACAAAUACACCAGGCGAAGAAACCAGACGAAGAAGAGACUGGCUAAGCCCAAGACCAGGGCUUUGACCGGGACUGGAGCCAAGGCUAAAGCCGGACUAAGGGCUGGAUUCACAAUCGACCUUGGACCAGGAUUUAGUCCCCCAACCCAAGUCCGUGGUGGAGCAAAGGACAGGGCCCAGGAUGAAGCCUCUGCCCUGGAUGUGGCUGGAGCUGAGACAGUGGCCCCAGCUGCAUCCAGUACUGAGGCUCAGAGUGGAGCAAGAAGUCUGGCACAGGAGGCAGAAGCGGUCUGCAUUGAGCCUAAGGCUGAAUCAGUAGUUGAGGUGGAAGUGGCUUCUAUAAUGGUACCACCUCCUGGGGAGGCAGAAGCCCCCAAAAUGGCUGGGGCUCCCAAAUUUGCAGAAUCCCCUAACACAGCAGAAGUUCCUGGGGCACCAGUGGUGUCUCCCAGAAUGCCAGCACCUACUGAGGCAGCAGCACUUACCGAGGCUGCAGAGACUCCAGUACCAGCAACACUUACUGGGGUGGCAGGGCCUUCUGGAGCCACAGCGCCUUUUGGAGCAGCAGUGCCUUCUGGGGCGGCAGCGCCUACGGGGGCUGCAGAGGCUCCUGGGACCUCAGGUUCCCCUAAAACAGUGGCAGCCACCAAGAAAGCGACCCCUGGUGCUCAUAGUGGGGCUAUACCUAAAGCCGGGUCAGCGACUGGAGCUGUACCCAAAGGUGGUGCCAAGGGUGGAAACAGGUCCAGGCCUGGAGGCAGGGGGAAGGGGAGGAAAACCAACAAGGUUGAAGUAGACGAAUUGGGGCUGGGCUUCCGCCCUGGGGAUGGAGCUGCAGCAGCUGCUGCAGCCUCAGCUAAUGGGGGACAGGCUUUCCUGGCAGAGGUCCCUGAUUCUGAGGAAGGGGAGUCCGGGUGGACUGACACAGAGUCUGAGUCAGACUCUGAGCCUGAGACCCAGCAGAGAGGGAGAGGGAGGAGGCCUGUUCCCAUGCAGAAGCGCCCUUUUCCUUAUGAAAUUGAUGAGAUUCUGGGUGUCCGAGAUCUCAGGAAAGUCCUUGCUUUGCUUCAGAAAUCAGAUGAUCCUUUCAUCCAACAGGUAGCUUUGCUCACUCUGAGCAACAAUGCCAAUUAUUCAUGCAACCAAGACACAAUUCGCAAAUUGGGAGGCCUCCCAAUUAUUGCAAACAUGAUCAACAAAACUGAUCCCCAUAUUAAGGAAAAAGCCUUAAUGGCCAUGAAUAACCUGAGUGAGAAUUAUGAAAAUCAGGGCCGGCUUCAGGUAUACAUGAAUAAAGUAAUGGAUGAUAUCAUGGCCUCGAACCUGAACUCAGCGGUACAGGUAGUUGGACUAAAAUUUUUAACAAACAUGACUAUUACUAAUGACUACCAGCACCUGCUUGUCAAUUCUAUUGCAAACUUUUUCCGUUUGUUAUCUCAGGGAGGUGGAAAAAUCAAGGUUGAGAUUUUGAAAAUACUUUCAAAUUUUGCUGAAAAUCCAGACAUGUUAAAAAAGCUGCUCAGUACCCAAGUGCCAUCAUCAUUUAGUUCCCUCUAUAAUUCUUAUGUGGAAUCAGAAAUUCUUAUUAAUGCCCUUACUCUAUUUGAGAUCAUCUAUGACAAUCUCAGAGCAGAAGUAUUCAACUACAGAGAAUUCAAUAAAGGUUCCCUUUUUUACUUGUGCACUACAUCUGGAGUAUGUGUUAAGAAAAUUCGAGCCUUAGCAGAUCACCAUGACCUCUUGGUGAAAGUGAAAGUUAUAAAACUAGUGGACAAAUUUUGAUUGGCUAUGUGCUCUCAAAAGACUUGAAAUAAUUUCUUGGUUUUGCAGUCUGGAAGCAAUUAAAAUCAAAAGUUACUGCUUUUCCACUUGCUCAUACAGUAAAGGGAUCCUUCCAGCUGCCAGUUGUGAAUAAUGUAUCAUCCAGAGUGAUGUUAUCUGUGACAGUCUCCAGCUUUAAGCUGAACCAUUUUAUGAAUACCAAAUAAAUAGUCCUCUUGUAAUGAAAACACAUUUGUGACUUUAAUCAUGCUGCUUGAAUGGAAAUAUUUUUACUGGUUCCUCUAUGUUAAUUGACAGUGAACCUGUCGAUCAUGAAUAGCCUACACUUCUAUCAUUUGUUUUGACUUGAAUUUAUCCACCAAAGACUUCA
Messenger RNA from Rhinolophus ferrumequinum (greater horseshoe bat), 2553 nucleotides. It is a transcript of the gene ARMCX2, whose product is annotated as armadillo repeat containing X-linked 2. Gene Ontology annotation, cellular component: mitochondrion. NCBI's taxonomy places the organism in Eukaryota, Metazoa, Chordata, Mammalia, Chiroptera, Rhinolophidae. The record is from RefSeq and is a predicted model, not a curated record. The coding region runs from base 330 to 2183 and encodes 617 amino acids. The transcript is spliced from 3 exons.